Polistes dominula (European paper wasp) is the source of this 1346-nucleotide messenger RNA. RefSeq lists its product as uncharacterized. Lineage: Eukaryota; Metazoa; Arthropoda; Insecta; Hymenoptera; Vespidae. The record is from RefSeq and is a predicted model, not a curated record.
UUAAGAAUAUAAUUUAUUUUUUUUUCUUAAUUAAAUAAGGAAGAUAACAAUAUGAAGUUAACAUAAUACUAUGUUCAUAUAUCCAUAGUACAUAUUGCAUGUAAUACAUACAUUCGUUACAGUAGAUGUAUUCCAAUUACUAUAAACUUGCGUAUAAUAAGAGUAUAUAUUGCGUGACGAAUAACUAGAGCAUAUAAUGAUUUGAAACAACAUAUUUUUGCACAAUGAUACAUAUUAAACAUAUUUAUAAAUAUAUUGACAUUUCAAGAAAUCCGUACAGUCCGCUAAUACUCGAUAUGUAGAAUCGUACAAAAGUUUGAAUGAAAAUUUAGUUCUUUAGAGAUAGAAUGCUACGAAUAAUAAUUGUGAUAGUGAUAGAAUUAUCUUGUUUUAUUGUUAAUUCUAAAAAGGAAUCGCAUAUUUGUUAACUAUCAACAACUUUUAACAAUCUGUAAGAGAAUUAACGAUUUAUAAUAUUCUAGAGAAUUUGAACUUAACGACUGAGCUUCGAAUUUUGUCAAUAUUGAUAAAUAUUUGUAUUUAGCCUACUGUUAAUCAAGGCUAGACAAUAACCGUAUGUUUAUAAUUUAAAGGUAACGGGUCAGUUAGGCUAUAUAAAGACACAAGUGGCAUAGAGAUUAAAUUAUUAGAUUAUUAUUAGAUCAGAUUGUAAUAUGGAGUAAAUUGGAGAUUGAAACAUUGUAAAAAUUAAUUCCUUUGUAUGAAUGUGAAUUGAAAUAAGCUUUAUGCAUACUCAAAAUUGUAUAUUGAAACAAUCAUUAUUAUAUUACAAAUCCAAAUUUACGUUUUUCAACAGUGCAUGAUCCAUCAUCUUGCCAAAAUUUAUCUGUUUAUUACUUGGUUGAAGCGUUUACUACACUGUAUAAAAGAAAAUCGGAUAUGCAUUAUCCAUUGAUUCAAGAAGAAUAUGGUAAACAAGAAACAGGUCUUCAAGCGAGAAGUUACUAUAAUGGUUUUGGAGCACCUGCCACAGCAACUUAUUAUCCGACCUUUGAUCCCAUUAGCGUUUUAGCAUCAUUAGCAUUUUUAGCAUUUUUAUUGCAGUCCUUUGCAUCAUUAUUUGAUCGUUCAAGAUCCAUCAUACCAACAAUAGUUAAUAGUCGUGAAUCAUCUUCACAAUUAAAAAAUGUGGGAAUUACAAGACGUAUAUUACAUGCAUUGGAUGACUAUGAGAAUCUUAACGAAGGCUCAAUUGAAGAUGAUCAAUCCAACAUGGUACCUUUAUAAGCUACUACAAGAUAAAAUAUAUUUAUAAAAGAUAUUAUUGGUAGGACAAUAUGAAAUUUGUAGUACAUCAUAUUGUUUCUUUAUAAAUUCCAUACUUG